CCACAAAACCCGCAAGAUUGCUCUGCCUCCUCCUCCUCCUGUCAUUCCUCCUCCAACGCAAUCCAACUCGAUGACGGAAGUGUUUAAAGCAUUGCGAGAUGGCAAAGAAGCCGACGCGCUCAAGCUCAUCACAAAACUGGCGUCCAAGAAGAAGACGCUGACUUUUGCUGACGACCACGGCUGGACGCCAUUGCACUUUGCAGCAAACUCGGGCUUUGGCGAGAUUGUCACUUUGCUAUCGAAAAACGGCGCGUCGGUUCAGGCCAAAAACAACCAAGGGCAAACGCCCCUCAUGCUGGCCGCGGCCAAGGGCCACAUCGAUGUUUGCAGAAAGCUCGUUGAGGCUGGCAGCGAGCUGCUCGUCACAGACAACAACGGCUGGUCUCCGAAAGUCACCGCUUCCAAAUUUGACCACAAGGCAAUCGUGACCUUCCUCGAAGGCGAGGAACGAUUCGCAGAGCGCUAAUGCUCGAGCAGUGUGUAGUGUCCGUUUGGUGAAGCGUCAUGCCUGUUUGGCUGAUGCUUGAGCACACAGGACGAUGAAUGACCAGAGUUUCGGCUCUAGUUUGUGCGGUUUGGUUUUUGUUUUUCUCUGUUCUCGUUCUUUGAUUGUACCUGUAUCUAUAGAUGUGUGUGACUGGCUUCCUCAUCGAUUAUGCUCGAGUUUUGUGUGUGUGUGUGUGUGUGUGUGUGUGUG
Molecule: messenger RNA, 697 nt
Organism: Capsaspora owczarzaki ATCC 30864
Lineage: Eukaryota; Filasterea; Ministeriida; Capsasporidae
Exons: 2
Coding region: 71-466 (131 amino acids)
Molecular function (GO): protein binding
Source: RefSeq, a predicted model, not a curated record